AUGUGGAUCCGUGGUGUCGCCCUUUUGGAUAUAAGGGUAGCUAGGGAAAGCAUCGAUUUUCGUCACCCUACGAUCCGCACGGCGGGGGCGCGGCAAGAUGGCGGAGGGUCCCGGACCUGCCUCAAGCGCACUCGCUGCUCCAAGGUCACGAGCGCCAUGUGCUCCCACCGCAUAGACGCCCGAAAUACAGCAUCUCGA
Molecule: messenger RNA, 198 nt
Organism: Brenthis ino (lesser marbled fritillary)
Lineage: Eukaryota; Metazoa; Arthropoda; Insecta; Lepidoptera; Nymphalidae
Source: the annotation of a GenBank genome assembly